UCGACAUCAUGAGUCUGUAGCAUCAUGUAUCAAUAGAAAGCAUUUGCAUUUGCCGGAGUCUCUCAUUUCCUUUUCCUUCUCCGUGAUGGAUCGCCAUCAGCGUAUUGUUGCGCAAGUUGCCUCAAAGGUGAAAGACUACUUCGUACGUAAGGAGCCGUUCAGGAUAUCACAUGGCUCGACCAACUCCACGCGUCCGAAUCUCAAGAAGCGGGUCGUCGAUAUCAGUGGCCUGAAAAAUGUUGUCAAGGUUGAUAAGCAGACGCGUACGGCUCUUGUAGAGCCCAACGUGCCGAUGGACAGGCUCGUUGAGGCUACUUUGCCACAUGGCUUGGUACCGCCCGUCGUGAUGGAGUUCCCUGGUAUCACAGUAGGAGGAGGCUAUGCAGGCACGGCGGGCGAGAGCAGUAGUUUCAAGUUUGGCUUCUUCGACCGGACAAUCAAUGAGGUCGAGAUGGUCAUGGCGGAUGGUGAGGUUGUCAAGGCAUCUGAGAAGGAGAAUGCGGACCUCUUCCGUGGAGCUGCUGGCGCAGUCGGCACGCUUGGAGUCACCACGCUGGUCAAUCUUCGGCUCAUAGAAGCAAAGAAGUAUGUAAAGACGACCUACUACCCGACUAGGAGCAUAGCGCAAGCUGUCAAAGAGGUCCGUGAACACACUGAAGGCGAGAGCGGUGAGAAGAACGACUACGUGGACGGUAUCUUGUUCUCCAAAGAUCAUGGCGCCAUCGUUACUGGCGAGAUGACUGACCACCUACCACCGAACAUCAAACCCCAAACCUUUUCUCACGCUCUGGAUCCCUGGUUCUACCUCCAUGUUGAAGAAGCAACGCGCUCAUCUGACAAGCCUGUGAUUGAGUACAUCCCGUUGGCCGAGUACAUGUUUCGAUACGAUCGCGGUGGCUUUUGGGUCGGAAGGUCUGCAUUCAACUACAUGAAAUUUCCGUUCAACAAGUUUACCCGCUGGUUCCUGGAUGACUUCUUACACACGCGCAUGCUGUAUCGAGCUUUGCACGCCAGUGGAAUCGCGACACGUUACAUUGUCCAGGACAUGGCUCUUCCCUAUCCCAACGCCGAGAAGUUCAUCGACUACACUGAAAAGGAGUUCAACAUCUGGCCAAUCUGGCUCUGCCCAUUGAAGCAGAGCGAGCAGCCCACUAUGCAUCCACACACCAAAGGCGAGCUGAAAGAUACACAAAUGCUCAACAUCGGCCUCUGGGGCUUUGGACCCCAGGAACCGCAGCAGUACCUCAGCAAGAACCGCGCGCUCGAGAAGACACUGGGUGAAAUGGGCGGCAUGAAGUGGUUGUACGCGCACACCUACUACAGCAAGGACGAGUUCUGGUCGCAGUUCGAUCGCCAGUGGCACGAGGGUCUGCGGACGAAGUACAAUGCCGGUGGCCUGCCCGACGUGCACGACAAGGUUCACGUCGACAUCCAGAAGUACACAGACAUGGCGCAGAAGGACUGGGGCAUGCGACUGAAGAAUGUUUGGCCGCUGGGCGGACUCUGGGGCAUCCACAAGAGUAUUCAGAGCAAGGAUUACAUGAUCCACCGCAAUUCGACAUGGAAGUGGAAGAGACUAGGCGCUUCGAGGAGAUGGUGGUGGUGGUGGUAGAUACGUCAAUGUGUAAGAUUACGGGAGUGAAGAAGUACAAAGCCUGAAUGUUUGGAAACUACAACUUCGUAGAAGCAACCAGCAGCGUUACAGACAUAAGAUAUAAGAGUUGCGGAUGGGAACAGCCGGAUGUCUGUUGAUGACCAUACACCUUUGUGGUUGACGACAGGAACUUGUUUGUG
Messenger RNA from Boeremia exigua, 1794 nucleotides. Its product is annotated as 24-dehydrocholesterol reductase precursor. The coding region runs from base 86 to 1612 and encodes 508 amino acids. Gene Ontology annotation, biological process: steroid metabolic process. The record is from RefSeq and is a predicted model, not a curated record. Gene Ontology annotation, molecular function: FAD binding; Delta24(24-1) sterol reductase activity. Lineage: Eukaryota; Fungi; Ascomycota; Dothideomycetes; Pleosporales; Didymellaceae. Gene Ontology annotation, cellular component: membrane; cytoplasm. The transcript has a single exon.